CUUCUGAGCGGUGGUAUACUACAGCUAUAGUUAGUAGCCAUUACUGGACGAAACAGCAGCAAGCACCAAACCACAAACAACAAACAACAAAGAAAAGACAACGAUAUCACAUACAAAAAAAAAAAAACGGAAAAAUGACCGACCCAACAACCACCAUCGACGUCGACCUCGACAUCCAAGAAAUCCUCCUCGCAGCCUCCCAACACGACAUCCCCAAACUCCGCCGUCUAAUCCGCCUCACAGCCGGCGUCGCCAACCCCGCCAACGUCAAGGACCCAGAGACAGGAUUCUCCCCGCUCCACGCUGCCAUUUCCGCCUGUGAGCCCGACGACGAUGAAGACGAGGCAGUGAACGGCGCUAGCGAACAAGCGGAGAAAGAGAAGAAAAGCGCGGCCGAGUCCGCGGCAGAGACGGUCAAGUUCCUUUUGCAGGAGGGUGCUAUCUGGAAUGAUCUGGAUUUGAAUGGCGAGACGCCUGGGUGUGUGGCGAGGAGGUUGGGGUUGACUGAGGCGUAUGAGAUGGUUGUUGAUGCGGGGGUUCGGGCGGAGUUGUUGCUGAAUCGGUUGGAUGGGUAUGAGGAGAUUGAGGAGGAGGUUGAGGAGGAUGAGCAAGAGGAGGGUGUUGCAGACACGGAGUCGGCUGCGCCAGCACAGGACGAAGAAGCGCCGCAGUUGGUGGAGGCAGACGCAGACGUGACGCAAGCGCGCUACCUCGACUCGAACCUCACCUUCCAGAACGACCGACUGAUCGACGCCGACCGCAACGGGCGCCGCGAAGCUGCUCCUACGCCCGGACUGCGGGUCCUCAACGUGGGCCACGGCAUGGGCAUCGUGGACCAGUUCCUGCAGGACCGCCAGCCGGCCGAGCACCACAUCAUCGAGGCGCACGCGGACGUGGUCGCCGAGAUGAAGCGGCGCGGGUGGCACCAGAAGCCUGGGGUGCGCAUCCACGAGGGCCGGUGGCAGGAUGUGUUGCCGGCGUUGGUGGCGGAGGGGGAGAUGUUCGACGCGGUGUACUACGAUACGUUUGCGGAGUCGUAUGGGGAUUUCCGGGAGUUUUUCACGGAGCAGGUGAUUGGGUUGCUGGAGCAGGAGGGACGGUGGAGUUUCUUUAAUGGGAUGGGGGCGGAUCGGCAGAUUAGUUAUGAUGUUUAUCAGAAGGUGGUGGAGAUGGAUCUGUUUGAGGCGGGCUUUGAUGUCGAGUGGGAGGAGAUUGAGGUGCCCAAGUUGGAGGGUGAGUGGAGUGGCGUGCGCAGGGCGUAUUGGAUGGUGGAUAAUUAUCGCUUGCCGUUGUGUAAGUAUAUGGAUUAGUACAUAUAUGGUUAUGAUACUUCAUGUCUUGACAAUGGACUGAAUUGGACUUGAC
This is a messenger RNA of Aspergillus campestris IBT 28561, 1365 nucleotides long. It is a transcript of the gene rmt2, whose product is annotated as protein-arginine N5-methyltransferase. Bases 135 to 1310 code for a protein of 391 amino acids. NCBI's taxonomy places the organism in Eukaryota, Fungi, Ascomycota, Eurotiomycetes, Eurotiales, Aspergillaceae. The transcript has 3 exons. The record is from RefSeq and is a predicted model, not a curated record. Gene Ontology annotation, biological process: peptidyl-arginine methylation. Gene Ontology annotation, molecular function: protein arginine N5-methyltransferase activity. Gene Ontology annotation, cellular component: cytoplasm; nucleus.